CGCUCAGCUGUUUGAACAUAAGCCCAUCAGAAAGUGCGUUCUCCUACCAAGAGAUUGAAAGUGAGGACCCGAAAUACAGAGCAGGGGUUUGUCCGCUGAAGAUGAAGCACCGCAAACGGAAGUCCUCCCACGAGCCGUUUGCGGAAUGCCAUGAAGCUUCUCGCAAAAGGAGGACACUGCUCAGCUCCCAUGGGUUUUUCGAUAAUAUCCCCAUUGACAUAUUCGCCCAGAUUUUCUCCUCGCUCUCGGUGCAAGACCUGUUCAGAUUGCGAGCUGUGAACAAACGCUUCCAGUACAUGGUGGAUCUGUACCUAUCUCAUACAACCUCGGUGUCUUUCUGCAACGGUGGCAAUCAAUGGGAUUUCGCCAAGGGAAACGUGCACGACAAGAAUGUCAUACGCAUUUUCUCAUUUUUCCCGAAAGUUGAGCAAAUCGACGGGCUCUACUUCGAGAACAUCAACUUUAGAAGAGUCACCAGAUCUCAAUCUCGCGCCGGGUACCUAUCGUACCGAGGGCUCCUGGUCGCCUUCAAGAGUUUGCAACAUCUCAAAAGAAUUUCAACCAAUGACAUCGCAUUAGCCUCGUGGAUGAUGUCAACUUUCCCCUCGGUAUUCGUGGAUCUCCGAUUCAGUGGACGAGUUAAAUUAUUGACGACCCCGAUCAAUAUCCCAAAAGACGUCGCGAGCAACAAAUUCUGGUUGGUCAAUCAGACGCUCCCGCCGUUCCCUCUGCGGGGCGAACAUAUAGAAAACGUAGUUUUCGAGAAUGUUUCGCUGAAAGGACGACGCUCGACUGUGGAGUAUUUCAGUAUAGAAUGUCCGAAACUCAGAGAAAUGGCUCUCCGGAGGAACUGUUUCGACACAAUAAGCAGCACUUUCACCUCCAGGAUACUAUACUCAUUAGCAAGGUGCCAAUACCUGGAAGUUCUAGAACUCGCGAAUGUAGACUGCACACCAAAUGAUCUCGAGCUGGCGAUUCUGGAAGAAACACGUGAAGGCCAUGAACCAUUCCGACACCUCAAGAAGCUAAUCCUAAGCGAGUGUGAGAUUUUCUCCAUGGGAGAUAUCGCCCGGUUGAUUUUCGCCUGUCAGGAUUCACUCACAGAGUUCCGGAUGGAUCCUACGUUCUGCACAUCUGCAUUGUUAAGGGUGCUGAAUGCGAGCGGAGUGAAAUUCGAGAAAAUGGAUUCCCUACAUAUCGGCUACUGCGGACACGACAGUCUCCCAUGGGAUAUGCCGUACGACGCAUUCUGCAGGAUCGAUGACGACGACAUAGGCCGAUUGAACCAAAUGUGUCCGAACCUCCGUGAGCUGAGCUUGAGAGGAUGUCCGUUCCUUCAAGACGCAAGGCGGUGGAAGGGCAAAUGGGAGCGCCUGAAGAACCUUCAGGUGGCAUAUUGCGGUUCGUUGGGGCUCGACACCGUUAUUGAAUUCGCUAACAAAGAGUGUACCAAUCUCGAUCAUAUAUCAUUGCAUUGCAUAACUGUCACGGGAAAAACCGAGAUGUCUGCGUCAGUAAAUCACGCUAUCGCAGACAAGAACGCCGUUCCUCUGCUCUCUAGUCCGCGGAAUGCUCUCUGUUCGCCUCCGUUAGCGAACUCUCAAGGGAGCGGGAGCAAAAACACUUCGGCCGGAAAUUCAUCCAUGAAGUCCGAUGAGGUGUCCCGGAUCGACCUCGAAGGAAAAUAUCUCAAUUCGGUCUCCAUUGUGAAAUGUGCAUUCACGCACUUGAGUGUGAACAAUGCUCUAGCGUCUAGGAAGGAGCCGCUUCUCGUUCGAGUGGGACAUUGUCCAGAGUUCCGCUCUAUAGAAGUGCCGAGUCGGGAAUCGCCUCCAUUGGAAAUGACUCUGGUGGAGUGUCCUGAAUUCAGCGAAGGAAUCGCGUCGCUACCCGGAGGUAGCAUUGUGUUAACAACGCCAUCUCCUAAACUCGAAGACUUCCAGUGGCCUGAGAAGUACAUCGUGGACGCAUCGAGCUCCGCGGACCUUUGGACGACUUUGGACAACAUCCGCAGGAAAGUCCGAGACCCUUCAUGGAUCAGGACUCGAGGCGAGCAUCAGAAAUCAGUCGCUGUCGUCGUGGCAUCGGCGAAAGACAUCAUCUAG
Molecule: messenger RNA, 2105 nt
Organism: Galendromus occidentalis (western predatory mite)
Lineage: Eukaryota; Metazoa; Arthropoda; Arachnida; Mesostigmata; Phytoseiidae
Exons: 13
Coding region: 102-2105 (667 amino acids)
Biological process (GO): protein K48-linked ubiquitination; SCF-dependent proteasomal ubiquitin-dependent protein catabolic process
Cellular component (GO): nucleus; cytoplasm
Molecular function (GO): protein binding
Source: RefSeq, a predicted model, not a curated record